Molecule: messenger RNA, 1760 nt
Organism: Fusarium verticillioides 7600
Lineage: Eukaryota; Fungi; Ascomycota; Sordariomycetes; Hypocreales; Nectriaceae
Product: 2-haloacid dehalogenase
Exons: 1
Coding region: 209-931 (240 amino acids)
Source: RefSeq, a predicted model, not a curated record
AUUGGAUAAAAGAGGCCAAUUCACGUUGUUGUUAAUGCUGCAACUCACCUCCUCUUGAGAUGACUCAUAAUCGUCUACUACGUAACCUCAGGUCAUCGCGCCCUUUAUAUCUGCAUCUUAUCUUGUUUCGCCAAAGUUUCUGUCCCCUCUUUUCCCGCUCUCCUCUACUCUCCAGCAUCACAUCCAAGGUUGACAUCAAGCCCCCAUCAUGGCCAAUCAGAAGCAUGUCGUCUUCGACGUCGUCGGCACCUGUGUCUCAUUUGAUGCCUUCUACAAAGGCAUCGAUCGCGUCAUUGGCGAGAAGCUAGCCUCCAAGCACAUCACAGCCAAUGCCUUCGGCUACACUUGGAUGACAGCAGCCGAGCUGGAGUUCACCUUCCUCUCCGUCUCUGAGCGCCACCGUCCCUACAAAGAAGUUCUGCGCACCUUGUUCUACCGCACGCUCUUCAUGGUUGGCGUUGCGGAGCCAAGAAAACUCGUCACGGACGAAGAAAGGGACGCCUGUGUCCUGGCUUAUUCGGACCUCGAGUUGCGACCCGGAGCCGCAGAGUGCUUUCAAAUAUUGAGAGACGCAGGCUUCACAGUGUGGUGUUUGACAACGGGCGAUGUCAAGCGUGUGGGUGGAUACUUUGAGCGCGCUGGCGUUGAGAUGCCGCUCGAGAAUCUCAUCAGCUGCGACGGACAGGGCGUGGCCAAACCAGCGUUGGCUGCGUACAGGCCAACUCUAGCUCAAUUCGCACCCGAUGAUAUCAAGUGGUUCGCUGCUGCUCACAUGUGGGACGUAUCAGCUGCAGUCAAGGUUGGCUUCCGAGGUGCUUACUGCACUAUAUACGAACAGGAUCCUUGCGCUGAGAUCUUUGAUACCAAGAUGGAGGUUAUAGCUGAUACACUACCAGACAUGGCAAAGGGGAUUGUAAAGGGAUCGCUUUAGUUCUUGACCGUUUCAAACAAGCUCGAUUAAUCUCGUUUUAAUUUAAUUCGCUUGCACUGCCUAGCUUCCUCCAUGAGGUCCUGUAAUGAACCGCCCCAGUAUUUCCGUCUCUGAUUGAGUAAGCCAUCCAUCAGUCGGAGAGAGAUUUUCGGUACCAAAGACGGGCAGUUGGAGUAGAGGAUCAGCCAUAGGGUCAUAAGCGCUGAAAAAGUCCAUGCUGGACAGGGCCUGGAAGUCAACGGGCCAGCCAGACACGGAGUCUAUCUCCGCUUGACCACCUGAGGCAUUCGAAGCCGCUGGUGUAGUGGCAUCGAGCCCAUUCUUGCCUGCCAAGGUGGCUCCCCAGCUGCGGAAUGCUUCGUAUGCCGAAUCAGCGUACACUUGGUCUUGGCUGCUGCCCACGUCGCUCGGUCGUGUUCCAGCGUGCAGACGCGCGAGAGCACGUUCAAGGGACUCGAUCAAGGCAAUUUCAGAGCGCGCCGACUCUCCCACAGCAGACAUUUCCCGUAUCAUAUCCAAUCCCUCACAUAACGUCUUGCGGAACUGGUCAGAGAGAUUGCGGAUCGAGUAGGCAAUCAGCACCAGCAGCGAUGCUCGACACGCACUGUAUUCGGAAUACGAGGCCCGAGCGAGACCCAUCCCGCUCGACCGCAGCUGCCGACAAAUAUCGAGGGCUUCCGUUGCCGCUUUGAUGCAGUCGCUUAUCAGCUCCUCUCGGCUAGUCACGAGCUUCGAGGCACUUCUUUCGUUGGUGCCGGGACUGCUUUCGGGGACGGACGGGCUUGUCGCAAUAUCUUUGGUAUCUUUCUUCAAUAGAAAUGGUCUCCCG